GUGGGAGCGUUAAACUGCGAAUGAAUACAUGUUUAAUAACAAUUUCCUAACUUAAUAAGCAAGUUUUAAGUUAUUCGGCUUCUUUUCUUUUCCGGAAACUUGUGCGGAUUUAGUUCAAACUGAGCAAGCUAGCAGGAAGGUUAGCUGCGGGAUAGCUAACUAAGUAGCUUGCUGUUAGCUCAGGCUAACGCUAGACUACUUUAUACUAAGCGCAGUGUGAGAUAACAGGCUGUCUGGUGUCGUCCAGGCGGUGUUUGACUGACUGAUGCCUUCGCCAUGAUGCUGAGCUGCAGCGCUCUGGUCGUUGGCCUCCUGCUGUCCCAGGUAAGAGGCUUCCUGAACUCCUCGGAGGACGACGGCGUACCCGAAGACUGGGUGCUGCUCCAUGUGGUUCAGGGCCACAUCGGGGCCGGGAACUACAGCUACCUGCGCCUCAACCACGAUGGCAGAAUCAUCCUGCACAUGCAAAGUCUCAAGGGGGACGCGGACCUCUACGUGUCGGAUAAAACCCUGCGGCCGAGCUUCGACACGUACAAGCUGCAGUCGGUCACCUGCGGCCAGGAUGUGGUGGUGGUGCCGGGGGACUUUGCGAGGCCCGUGGGCAUCGGCAUUUACGGCCACCCGUCUCACAAGGAGAGCGAGUUUGAAAUGCGAGUGUUUUACGAUCAGAUGGUGCCCGUGGACCCGUUUGAAAAGGGCUUAUACACUUCAGAAGACGGACAAAGGCAAGGGCAAUCCCCUCAUGAGGCAGAGGAGGACUUUCAGGAAGAGGAGUCGAUCUUUUGGACAAUCCUAAUCGGACUUUUGAAAAUUAUACUUGAGAUUUUGUUUUGAAAACGGUUUCCUGCCUUGCUGCUGCGACAAAAGGAGAUUCUGCUUAUUUGGCUCAGUCAACCUUGAUACAUAAAAAGAUACAUCUUUCAUGCUGUAUGGAUGAGAAAAUGUCGCACCAAACUCUAUUAACAAGUCAAUUUAACAGUUCUUUUCCCUGUGAUCAAACAUAGACUGUAUAUAAAGAUGGACGACACUUUUUGAGCCUAGUCUCGCUGUACGCCUGGCCGACUCGAGGCUCAGCUGUCAAUCAUGACGUGAAACCCCGUAUUUAUAGCGUCAAAUACUAAUUAAAUAACUAUUAAAAAUAACAUAUGGUUGAUGAUUAAUGCAGGGGCGAUCAGGGUGUUUUGGCUUCACUUUCAUCCAUCUUUAUAUACAGUUGUCACAAACAUACAUACCAGAUAAAAACAGAACAAAGAAGUUCUUAAAAAUUUAAGUUGCAAGUUAAAACUUGUUCAUGGCUUCACUGCUGAAAUCACCAGUGAAGCCAGACUGAUCAGAAAAGUGUAUGUUUGGUGACAUGACAAAAUAACAUUUACCCUGUCUUUGGGCCUUUAUGAUUUUCUCUAUUGAACUGCAGUUCAACCAAAAGGCCAAGUUAGAGACAUUUCUGGAGUCUAAAGGAAAAGUUUGGGUUUUUCUUAACAGUCACUGUUGUCAUCCUUCAUGUUCACACUAGUCGUGAAGUGACCCCUUCCCAAAGCGACUUCACUGCCUAGUUCGACAGUUGGAUCUGAGUUUCUUGAGCCUGGUGCGUCACAGACCUACGACCACUUAGAGCAGUGACAUGCGACUUUUCAAAUCUGGACCGGCCAAUAUGAGAUAAAUGGUUGUGAUUGGCCCGACCAGUUCCAGGACAGGUGGGUGCCGGUUUGAAGGGAAGGGGAGGGGGGGGCAGAAGCAUCUGCCAGAGCAAAUGAAACGUGAAUUCGGUAGAUUCGUCUGGUUCCCAGGCUAAGUCUUGAUGUGUUGAAUCGUAUAAAUGGGGAUAACGGGCAUUCUUGGUGUGGUACUUGACAUGAGUAGUGACAGAAGUAGAGCUUGAGUAAUUCAAAUCCUGCGAGUUUCCUCAACUCCGGUCAAUCAAGUGAUCGUCAAAAUUAUCUGUUUACAGAUUGGACACAUUUAAGUUGUUUUCAAAAACAUAUUAAGUUUCCUCACUGAGAUGUGGCUGAGAAGCGUCCUGGUUAGUCGCAUAUAGGUUUGAGGCAAGGACGCCACUCCAAGUAGCAGGAUGAAGAUACUCACCUUGUUUGUCUAACUCUGACUGCUGAAGCUUCAACUUAUUUAAACACAGAAGGCUUUUGUCCUUCUCCUCUUAACAAUGAAAUGACAUUAGAAGGGAUCACAGACAGACGGAAAGAUUACAGCGACCCAUAGUUCUCACAAUGUAUACAAGGUAUCUGUGUGUUGUGUUAAGAUGGACUUGAACCAAACCUUUUAAACUUUAUCCUGAUUCUUCAGAUUAGGGCUGCAACUAACGAUUAUUUUUCAUAGUCGAUUAAUUUCUCGAUUCUUUUUGGUCUGAAAAAUGUCGAUCAGUGUUUCCCAAAGCCCAAGAUGACCUCGUUUUUCUUUUUCUUCUAUUUUUUUUUUAUUUAUUUUUUUUUAAAUGUUCACAUUUAUGAAGCUAGAGAAUUUUGACUUACUCAAACCGAUUAAUCGAUUAUCAGCAGCUGACAACUAAUAGAUUAGUUGCAGCUCUACUUCAAAUCAAAUUUAGCAUUCAAACGUAUAACUGUUGUGGCGGACUCUCGUCUCGGCCUGUAAAUGAAAGAAACCGCUUGUCUUAUCUCUGCUCAUCAACACCAUACAGGAUGUGUUCGGGUUUAAAUGUCUAAAAACUUACAGCAAUACAGCUUUUUUUUUUUUUUUUUUAAAUGACCUUAACUUUCCUACAGGGCAGGUUUGUUGUUGGACGUAAAGGAAAGCCUGAGCGUAAGGAUUAUGGUACUUUGUUGAUUUUCACCAAAGCAGACAGUUUAGUUCAUUGGGACGUCUGCGAAGGUGAAGAUGCUACUGAAUAUGCCACCGGCCUGUUAACAUUAGUAGCAACUGUUCUUUUCUUCUCUAUUUUUUUUUUUUUUUCCUUGCCUGUUGGACAAGCUCCCGGUUUAAACAUCAGCUUACGAGUAAACUUGCGACCACUGAGCAGAAAUGUUCAACAGUGCCUUCAGAUCCCGUCUUCUGCAGGGGUGAACAGCCGAGCCGGGCUUCCUGUUUUCCAGAGACGAUUCAAUCAGGUUUCUAAAUAAAGCAGUUCUUUUGCAGACUGUUUAAAAAAAA
Molecule: messenger RNA, 3120 nt
Organism: Micropterus dolomieu (smallmouth bass)
Lineage: Eukaryota; Metazoa; Chordata; Actinopteri; Centrarchiformes; Centrarchidae
Gene: lg01h6orf120
Product: linkage group 01 C6orf120 homolog
Exons: 2
Coding region: 277-834 (185 amino acids)
Source: RefSeq, a predicted model, not a curated record